Molecule: messenger RNA, 1446 nt
Organism: Brassica napus (rape)
Lineage: Eukaryota; Viridiplantae; Streptophyta; Magnoliopsida; Brassicales; Brassicaceae
Product: vesicle-associated protein 2-2
Exons: 9
Coding region: 158-1207 (349 amino acids)
Biological process (GO): endoplasmic reticulum membrane organization
Cellular component (GO): endoplasmic reticulum membrane; plasma membrane
Source: RefSeq, a predicted model, not a curated record
UUUUGAUGUGUUCGUGGUACACGUUCUCUCAUUCAGUGGCAUUCUUCUUCUAUCUCAUCGCUCCUUCUACGCCAAUCUCCAGUUCCGUUGAUUCUUCGUCGGGGGCGAAGAGAGAGUCUUGCUGCAAGUGGUAGCUGAGAUUUUGUCACAGUCAACAAUGAAUAUGCCGCUGUUGGAUAUACAGCCACCAACAUUGAAGUUUCCAGUUGAUCUGAAGAAGCAGACUACCUGCAUGGUCCAGCUAACCAAUACAACUGAUCGUUUUGUUGCGUUCAAGGUCAAAACUACAUCACCUAAGAAGUACUGUGUCCGUCCUAAUGUUGGCGUUGUUGCGCCAAACUCAUCCUGUGAAUUCUCUGUCAUUAUGCAAGCUUUCAAAGAACCACCUCUAGACUUGGCUUGUAAAGACAAAUUUUUAAUCCAGAGCACUGCUGUGCCUGCGGACACAACUGAUGAAGACAUCACAGCUAGCAUGUUCUCCAAAGGGGAAGGCAAACACAUAGAGGAAAACAAACUGAGAGUCACUCUCGUGAUGCCCUCCGACUCACCUGAACUAUCUCCAGUUAAGGGGACACUGAAGCAGGGCGCAGUAUUUGAAGAUUCCAUGCUCAAGGAUCGAUCAUAUUUUCAAUCAGAGAUCCUUCCUCCUCCACAAUAUGAGAGUGAGAUUGUAAAGGAGCCUAGGAUGGUUGGGAAUGAUGAGCUAAAGGCAUCCUAUGGUGCAAAAGAGCUAGGGCAACCAAAAAAGGGCGUCACGGAUUUUAUGGAAGAUUUGAAUCCUGCUAACGACUUAAAGCCAACACAUAAUUUGGAUACUCCCACGGCCAUGGAAUUUCCUGGGGAUAAAGGGUUUACUAAUGGAAUGACUUCAGCUAACGGUGUGACUUAUCCUGCGGUUGUCCAGCUAGAGAAAAGAGAUGGUCAGAAGAUCAAUGCAUCGGAUGAACACAAGUUGGUUAAAGACAUUGAGGAGAUGAAGGUGAAAGUCAAAGCUCUUGAAUCGAAGCUACAACAGGCUGAUUCAACCAUUUCGAAGCUAAUGGAAGAGCGGUCUAUAGGAUCCCAACAUAGAGAAAGCUUGCAACAAGAGCUGGCGGAUCUGAGGACGAAGAAGAUAGUGAAAGAGAAGCACGUAGGGUUCCCUCUGCUGUAUGUAUGCGUGGUUGCGUUCAUCAACAUUGUUAUCGGGUAUGGUCUGCGCACUUGACUGCUCGGUCUCUCUCUAGGUCACACAUACCUUUAAUAGUAAGUGUGCAGUCAGAAAAUAUAGACAAAAGAAGGGAAAAUAAGGUUUUGUUUUGUUUUGUUUUGUGGGAGGGAGCAUUAUGAUGAUUUUCUCCGGGUACUUUAAAGAUGGAUUAUUAUAGACUUUGUAUAGCGUUGCGGUGUUAGUUAACACUAAUGUUUAAGGAGACUGCAUGUUCCAAGCUAUUAACGUUCUUUUAA